AUGAACUACCUAAUUGGAUUGAAAUCUGAAGAAAAUGAUUUAAUAGAACCUACAAGUUGUUCUUUUAAAAUAUACGUACAUGGAACAAUUGCUAGAUUUUAUGUUGAAAAACAAGACUAUCAAUUGGCCAUUAAACAUUAUGAACACGCAUUGUUAACUGGAGAAGAGGAACAUGAAAAUAAUAUUGAUGAUGAAAGACAAAUAACUAUUGCAAAGUUUCACUGUAACAUUGGUCAUUGUUACGAAGCUCUUGAAGAUUACAGAAACUGUUUAGGACAUUAUAAAAAGUCUUUAGAAUUUAAUACUUUAGAUUCAUUACUUAAAGCCAAUGUAUAUUUUACAAUGGCAUCUAUCUAUGAAAAUAAUGAACAACAGUAUAAUUUAGCUAUAGAAUAUUAUAGAAAAUCGUUAAUAAUCGAAUCAAAUGAUAGUAAUGAAGAUAAGAAUAAGGAAUUAAAUCUUGCAUCAUUAAAUAAUAGUAUUGGAUGGUGUUAUUGUAUGUUAAAUAAACAAAAUAUUGCUUUGGAAUAUUGUCAAAAAUCAAUAAUUAUUUAUGAAACUACUAACAAUAUUGCUAACGCAGAUUAUUUAAAUGUUUGUGGUAGUUUAGCUUUAAUUUAUUAUCAAAUUAAUGAUUACGAUGCAGCAUGGAAUUAUUGUAUUAAAUCAUUGUCAAUCAAAGAAAUACUCAUGAAUAAUGAUUUAUGCAUUAUUGGAUGGAUUUAUGAAAUAUUGGGUAAUAUUUAUUUGUAUAAUAAUGAUAAAACUCUUGCAUUUAAUUGCUAUAAACAUUCAUUAGAUUUAUUUCGAAAACAAGACCAAUCCAAUGCUACAGUUAAUAAUAUUAAACGUAUCAAACAGUUAUUGAAUCAAUUUAAUAAUAGCAAUGAACCUUUAAGAAAAAAACAAAAAUUAUGCUAA
Molecule: messenger RNA, 921 nt
Organism: Didymodactylos carnosus
Lineage: Eukaryota; Metazoa; Rotifera; Eurotatoria; Philodinida; Philodinidae
Source: the annotation of a GenBank genome assembly